UGAAAACGCGUUUUUCCGCAGACCUGGCAACCUCCGUACCGGUCAGUUGACGCGACGCAGGCUCAAAAAUCAUGGCGGACGAAGUAGAGCAGCAACCAACUACCAACACAGUUGAGGAGCCCCUCGAUCUGAUCAGACUCAGUCUUGAUGAGCGGAUCUACGUCAAGAUGAGGAACGACCGGGAGCUUCGCGGCCGACUGCAUGCCUACGAUCAGCACCUGAACAUGAUCCUGGGUGACGUGGAAGAGACGGUGACGACGGUGGAGAUCGAUGAGGAGACUUAUGAAGAACUCUACAAGUCGACCAAGAGGAACAUCCCCAUGCUGUUUGUCAGAGGAGACGGCGUCGUCCUCGUUGCUCCACCUCUCAGGGUGGGUUAAACUCCGACCACUGUGAAGACGGGUUUGUGCCAGCGGGAAAGUCUCAGAUCCAAAGGGAGUGGGUUCAUGAGGGUCUGACACUGAGUUUUCAUCCCACUAAGUUCAGACUUUAGCCAACAUCGUCCUCUUAUUUGACAUUAGUGAAAUUUCAAAAACAUGUUUUGAGUAAAGGAAAGAAAUAAGAGGUCAUUUUGGAAUGAGAGACAUGUUUUUGUUUCUUUUUAUUUGGUUAAGUUGAUUGAUUUUGGGAUUAUGGCGAAAUCAGGCCACAAUUUAAGUUUCAUUUCUCUGCUUAUUCUGAAUAUUUCAAUGCAUAUUUUUCAGUGCAGCAGUUAAUUAUUCCCCACAGUUUGAGUUGUGAGGCCACGAAAUUGAAAACUAAAUAUUACUGGAUUACUCUUUAGUCCCUGUCCCAGUUGAACUGCUUCAGAUCUCUGUAAGAUAUGUACCCGUGUGUCGGCCUGAUUUGAGUGGACUAAAGAACCAUUAUGUAUCAGGGGUGUUUUAUAUGAUUAUGGAUUUGAAGUCCCUCAUUUAACUGUUGGUUCCCUGGAAAAAAUCUCGCAGUUACUCCAAACCCGUUGAGAUUCUGUUGGAUGGUUUUAGUUGUCUUUUUUAUAUAUGUAUUUUUUUAGUUUUUUUGUGGAAUGUGGGAGUAAAUCUUGCUCAGAUGUGUAAACAUUUGUUUUCAUUUGGUAAAGUUGAAUAAAAAAAAGGUAAUUGGAGAAAGAA
This is a messenger RNA of Amphiprion ocellaris (clown anemonefish), 1112 nucleotides long. RefSeq names its product LSM3 homolog, U6 small nuclear RNA and mRNA degradation associated (gene lsm3). The coding region runs from base 72 to 380 and encodes 102 amino acids. Gene Ontology annotation, biological process: P-body assembly; mRNA splicing, via spliceosome. The record is from RefSeq and is a predicted model, not a curated record. Gene Ontology annotation, cellular component: U6 snRNP; Lsm1-7-Pat1 complex; P-body. Gene Ontology annotation, molecular function: RNA binding. Lineage: Eukaryota; Metazoa; Chordata; Actinopteri; Pomacentridae. The transcript is spliced from 4 exons.